AUGCUAGAGGCUCUCAAUAGAGAAGCCCAACAUGCUACUAUCGCCAAGUUCAUUCAAAAUGAACUUGACGCUGAACGCGAGAAAGUAGCCUUGCUUCACCAACAAGGUUCUCAACUAUCAUCGUUGGUGGGAGAACAGGGUGCUCAACAGUUUGAACUGUUGAGACAGCAGCAGGCUGCUGGUGGUGGGUCGAUGCACUCGCGUCGACCCGAAACGUUGAAGAUUGUCUCCAAGUAUAGGGGAGUCGAAGAUGACUCCCUCUUGAGAUGGUUCGUCGAAUUGGAUGAAGCCAUAAGGGCGCGUCGCAUCGACGAUGGGGAAAUGCAAGUUGCAUUUGCCCAGUCAAAUCUGGCAGGACGUGCCAAGACUUGGGCACUGGGGCUCAAGUUGCACGACCCAUAUGCGUUUGGGUCGUUGGAAGUCUUCAAGUCGCGGCUCAGACAAACGUUUGAACCGCCUAGAGCUGAGUUCAGAGCUCGAAAUGAACUCUUGAAGCUCAAACAAGAUAAGCGUGAUGUGCACGCUUACGCGCGAUAUAUACGACAUCUCACGAGCUGUAUAAGUUCCAAUCCGGUGGAUGAACACACGUUGGUUUCGGUGUUCAGGCAGGGUCUUGCGGAUGGUCCCGUCAAGACUCACCUGUUCCGGCUUGAACUAGAUUCACUAGAACAAGCCAUUUCCAUUGCGGAACAGGAAGACUUCAGUCUGAGACAGGCUCGCGCCAGCUCGACAUCAUAUCGUCAACCGAGACGAUAUGACAGCGGAGGUUCAGAGCCGAUGGAACUCUGUUAUGUAGAGAGCGAGAAGGCUCGCUCUACAGACUACAAGAAGUUGCAGAAAUGCAACAGAUGUCAGAAGCCAGGACACUACGCUUACGAGUGUAGUGCCCCUCGUCCAGUGUCUCGCAACACUGGGCGUAGUGACCGUCCACCCAUGAGAAAGGGGCAGGGACGCGGCUCCGCUGUUGGUGCAAAGACGCAACAACGGGAUGGACCGUAA
This is a messenger RNA of Peronospora matthiolae, 999 nucleotides long. The record is from the annotation of a GenBank genome assembly. NCBI's taxonomy places the organism in Eukaryota, Oomycota, Peronosporomycetes, Peronosporales, Peronosporaceae.